GGAGCGGAGGGUGGGGAGGAGAGAGAGACGCUGAUGGUUUUAUGCCAAUGCUUAAUUUGCACCAUCGAUCCACCGGGCGCCCUUGUGAAAAUUCUGGUUCCUGGAAUUGCACCCUGUUUUCCAUCCAGGAUCUGCUUUUGCAAGCCAUUCUACACAAUGCUUCCAGAUGCUGGAACAUAUCACUUUCCUUGGGAAGUAAACUCUACUUCAGUACCGGAAGGGAAAGCCCUGAGAACAUAUGGCAGGCUUCACUCUUAUGAUAUGGCCAUUUCACAAGCCAUCUUAACAGCUCAGCAUGCAUCUGAUCAGCACUGUAUUCCAGUUUGCACAAAGUUUGUAGAACCCUUUCAGGCCCAGCUUGGGUCUUUGUAUAUUGUCCUGGGGGAAACUGAAUUAAAGGAUGGUGAGAUGAUUAUAAAGGCUCGAGUAUUUACAUGUGUAGAAGGAAUAAAUCUUCAGUUAUUGGAAAAAGCCAUAGGGGAACAAAGAAAGUAUUUCCAGGAGAGAAGGAAAGAUCAUGAAGGAAGCAUAUGUUAGUCUAUGCUUCAGCCAGCAUUUAUUUUCGAACACAAAAUUUGUUCUGUAUAUGAUCACUCAUCUCUUGCCUUUAUUCCUGGUGUUGUAGAUUAUAUUGCUUUCUGAAUACUUAUUUAAAAUUGGUUUGAUGCAAUGCUUUAGACUCAGAACUGGUCUUUAUAUUAGAUUGUGAAUCUUAUACUUAAUUCUGUUUAGAAACCCAUAUAAACAAUAGAACAUGCAAAGGGCUAAUAUAAAUCUUUAUUUUGAAGAUGAUUUUGGGAAAUCACAGAAGCUUGAUCAUUAAGUUGUUUGGAAGCAAAUAAGUUUUUAA
This is a messenger RNA of Thamnophis elegans (Western terrestrial garter snake), 850 nucleotides long. RefSeq names its product TEN1 subunit of CST complex (gene TEN1). Gene Ontology annotation, cellular component: CST complex. The transcript has 4 exons. Gene Ontology annotation, molecular function: telomeric repeat DNA binding; single-stranded DNA binding; telomerase inhibitor activity. The coding region runs from base 34 to 537 and encodes 167 amino acids. The record is from RefSeq and is a predicted model, not a curated record. Lineage: Eukaryota; Metazoa; Chordata; Lepidosauria; Squamata; Natricidae. Gene Ontology annotation, biological process: negative regulation of telomere maintenance via telomerase.